UCAGAGUCAUACAGACCGCGCGCCAAUAGCGGCAACCAAUUGACGCGAACGGAUCCGCGACAACUGCGCCCGAGAGCGACGGCGGACGCGAAGACUUUGUACACAAUCGACAAACUCGUGGCCCAUUCCUCGAGCACCGCCUCCGAGAACCUCUGGGACUCGUGCAUCGUUCCCACCAAACAUGAGCGCAAUAUCGUGGUAGUGGUCGGCGACCAGCAGCUCGUGUGGUACGACUUGGACGCCAACUACAAGCCGUUGGCCACGUUUGAGGCGCCCGUAGGGCUGACCUUCCGGUGCGUCGGCUACACGAGCACUGAGGUGAGCGGUGUGGCGACGAAUGUGUGCGCCGCGGGCUCCCAGUCCUGCGUACUGUUCUGUCGGGAACCGGAUAAUGGGAGGGUCGAGGCCUACGAAAGGGUACACGUAGUGGGCGCUGAGGUGACCGCCAUCGCCUUCAACCCCCUUAAACCCAAUUACAUGUACUGCGGAACCGACGACCGUAAGGUAUACGUCUGGGAGCUGUUUUUCGAGGCCGACGGCGCCCUCAACGCCAACAAGUCGUCCUAUCGGUACUUAUAUGCCACCAAUUUUUGUAUCGUAUCGAUUGUCUACCUGUUGGACACGGACUCGCUGGCGGCGGUGGGCGAGUCGUCCGAUGUACUCCUGUUUAACGACAUCUCCGCCCCAAAGUAUGUCUCGAUUGUCACGUCUAUAACCCACUGUAUUAACGCUGUGCUCGUCUACGGCGCCGCGCAACUGUUCAAAACGGCUAAUUUGGAUCCGUUGGAAACGCUGGACGCGACCGACAAGUGGCCGUCCACUAUGAGCGCGCCAAUAAUAAUGCGUUCCGUCAGCAUAUCCAACGAUAAGAAGUAUGUAAUCGGGACCACCAAUAAGAAUAUUAUCUGUUUCUGGAAAAGUACCGCCAUUUAAGAGACUAACUGUCCGAUUGUGUGUUUAAUCAUUUAUGAAUCGUUCAAUUGAUAUGAAUAUAAUUUGUUUGAUUUCUAAUGUUUUUUACUCAAAAUAGUUAUUUUUUAAUUAGUCUUAUGAUUGCAUUACGAAACUAUUGAUAGCAAUAAUACCGGU
Messenger RNA from Oppiella nova, 1089 nucleotides. NCBI's taxonomy places the organism in Eukaryota, Metazoa, Arthropoda, Arachnida, Sarcoptiformes, Oppiidae. The record is from the annotation of a GenBank genome assembly.